Messenger RNA from Prorocentrum cordatum, 1384 nucleotides. The record is from the annotation of a GenBank genome assembly. NCBI's taxonomy places the organism in Eukaryota, Dinophyceae, Prorocentrales, Prorocentraceae.
UGAUCUCCAUGCUUGUCUUACCUCGUCACGACACGAGGUCGUCAUCACUGUCGCCGUCUGCAGCCGUUUCGGUUUAAGGCCAGCUGCAGGCGCCUCACCCAUGCUUCGCAUCGCCCCUGACGCUGUGCGCGGUCAUGGCCGACAUCUUCUUCUCCGUAGACAACCUUGACCACACCAGGCUGGAGAACGACGCCAGCCUGGCGGGCCGCUUCCGCGAGGAAAUCAGCCGCACGCUCGCCUCCAGGGCGAUCAGUCCCGAGCGCAUCUCGGUGCGCCGGGUGGGCGACGCUAGCUUGCAGCGGCAGGCGGCGCAGCUCGCCCACGACCAGGCGCUCGCGGCGCGGCUGGGCCACGAGUCUGCCGACGGGCUGGCGACCCUGCUGCGCGAGCGCUUGCUGCGCGAGCGCUUGGCGAGCCUGGAGGGCAUCCAGAACCACUGCAGCGGCCCCAUCUCCGUCAGCGGCGUCAAGGUGUCGGCCAAGGGCGUCGGAGGCCCCGGCCGCCCCGCGGCUCCGUCCUCGGCCUCCGCUGCGCUCGCGGCGACGCUCGCCCGGGCAGACCCGCGCGGCGAGCCGGGCAGCUCUCGCCACGACGCCCUGCGCGGCAGCGCUGACGCCCAGACCCCUGGCCGCCGGCCGCAGGGCGAGCGAGUGCGGAGCGUGCCUCGCCCAGGCGACCGCGUCGCCGCAGGCCACGAGGACGGCGAGGGGCAGCAGCACCGCGGGGUUGCAUCCGGCGGCGGCGUCCGCGGGCACGCAGGCGUUGCUGGCGCCGGCGAGCGGCGAUCCGACGGCCACGUCGACGCAGGCCGCGAGGAAGGCGAGGGUCAGCAGCACCGCGGUGUUUCAUCCAGCGGCGGAGUCAGCGGGCCCAGCUACGCCUAUCAGCACGCAGGCUUUGCUGGCGCUGGCGAGCCGCGAUCCGAUGGCCACGUCGACGCAGGCCGCGAGGACCGCGAGGGUCAGCAGCACAACCAGGUUGCAGCCGGCGGCGGAGCCAGUGGCCCAAGCUACUCCUACCAGCACGCAGGCUUUGCUGGCGCUGGCGAGCAGCGAUCCGAUGGCCGCGUUGACGCAGGCCAUGAGGACCGCGAGGGUCAGCAGCACAACCAGGUUGCAGCCGGCGGCGGAGCCAGUGGCCCAAGCUACGCCUACCAGCACGCAGGCUUUACUGGCGCUGGCGAGCAGCGACCCGACGGCCGCGUUGACGCAGGCCAUGAGGACCGCGAGGGUCAGCAGCACAACCAGGUUGCAGCCGGCGGCGGAGCCAGAGGCCCAAGCUACGCCUACCAGCACGCACAGGCUUGACUGGAGUGGCGAGCCGCGAUCCGAUGGCCUCGUCGACGCAGGUUGCAGCCGGCGGCGGAGCCAGCGACCCAAGCCAC